GAAAAAUAAACAAUGAUGUGAGCGAGUGACAGUCUGUGGACCAUAUGACGAUAGGAUGGACAGCCGGAGGCUGAGGUAACCUGACUUUCACGUCAGACCCGAAAACAUGCAGGCGACUGCUCACGACGUUGAGGGACAGCAAUUUCCAUCUGUCAUCAACCUCAAUGUCGGGGGUCGAAUCUUCGCGACACGUUUAUCAACACUGCGGAAGUACCCGGAGUCAAUGCUAGCUGUCAUGUUCAGUGGGCGUCACAGAGUGGACAAAGAUCUAGAUGGUAACUAUUUCAUUGACAGAGAUGGAACGUAUUUCUUGUUUGUUUUGAAUUUCCUGCGGGAUGAUAACGAUCUCCCACCGGUAAACUACGCAGAGGAUGUCCUCAAAGAAGCUAUGUUUUAUGGGAUACAAGCUCUGGUAGACAGAUUAAAAAACUCGCCUCCCCUCUUUGCUGAGUACGUAGUACGAGAAAACGUACGUAAGAAACUCGGCGGAUAUCAGGAGGUAAAAGAGGAGAUCAUAUCCCUCGCCAAACUUCAGGUGAUGGAAAGUGGUGCUAUAACAUCGGUCGUUAGACUAAUCAUCUCCAAAAAUCAGCCUGUGCCUCGUGACCUACAGUUCUCAAAACAAGUUUACAAGCAGUACUACAGAAAGUUCCGACUGUAUACAAGUUUUGAGUCAUGCUACGGUAAAUACUUUAUAAAUUUGCCUGCCGAACGAGUCAAAGGUCAGCCAGAUGCUGUAAUGGACCUGGUGGCGGCGUGCCUCAGUCGUGAUCUCCUCGAGGAGGGCUAUAAGGGCAUAUUUAAGUCGGAGGGUGUACAUGACGAGGAUCGGAAACUCAAGACUAUUACUUGGUGUGACGAAGAGUUCCACGUGUCCUCUUCAUGUCACAUGUUCAGGUUUGAUUGGCUUGACACACCGGGCAGACACUGACAUGGAUUGUUAUAUUAGUUAUAUAAAAUAUGGCAGUCGAGUUUCAAUAAUCAAGCAACUUUUUUUUUUUUUUUUUUUUUUUGUAUUUUUGUAUUUUUCAACAUGACUUAUACAUAUACACACACUCACACACACACAACUAGAAACUACUGAUGGUUCAGCAUAACACUCACUUCACUCAACAUUAUCAGCUUACUUAUGCAACUUUUAUUCAUAGUAAACUAUUCAGACACUUUAUUCCCAGUAGAUAACCCAGCCACAUUUAUUCCUAGUAUAUAAUUCAGCCACCUUUGUCUUUUGUAGAUAGUACAGCCACACCUUCUUAUAGUAGAUCAUUCAGCCAAAUACAUUCAGCGACUCUGGUACUUGUUCGAUAAUCAAGUUACCUUCGUGUUCUACUUAGAUAAUCCAGUCACCUUCGUUCUUAGUACUGAAUCAAGUCACAUUCGUUCCAUGUAGAUUACUUAGCCACGUUCGGUUUUAGUAGAUAAUUCAGCCACUGGGUUCUCGGUAGAUAAUCCAGCCAUCUCUUUUUCUCGUUGGAUGAUUUAGUCACUAUCGCUCCGAGUGGAUAAUAUGGCAACGAUCGUUCUUAGAAAAUAAUCCAGUUCCUAGCAAACGUGACUGGAGUGUGAUACGGCUAGAGUACCGUAACAACCUCGAAUAAUGCCAAUCUGUCACCUAAAACUCGGAUAAUUGGAGACCGGAUUAACGAGUCUCGACCCGUUCAGUUAGCUCAGAAGCAAAUAUACAGAUCAAGCAAAAGCAUGCACAUAUAUGGAUACUGUUACCUCUCAUGGUCGUUAUUGAAUACAAAAUUAUAAUACUGUCGGUAUCAGGGUUCCGAGGCAUUAACACAACUGUGGGUUUUAAAGUAAAGGGAUGUGUUUAAUUCGGGUCCUUUCUCUACCCAAAUCCUUAAAAUCACCCUUUCGCCUGUAAAAGUGCUACUUUUUCGUAUAUAUUUUUGCUGACAAACCCUUAAUAAUAAAUAUAUGCUCACCUGGCAGUACAGGCUGAUUGGCUGUCUGGUACAUUUACUUGCUAUUCUGGUGUAAUUAUUUGUGUAUAUAUGCAUGGCUUGUCAAAUGGCCAUACUUACUGCAUUCCAUUGUUAUUAAAAGGACCAAAUCUAACUACAUAUACAAUGGCUGCUUUCAUUAAUCAACAGUUAAAGAACAUGUUGUUAUAUCAUAUAUUCCGUCUUUGCGUAU
This is a messenger RNA of Mizuhopecten yessoensis (Yesso scallop), 2145 nucleotides long. Its product is annotated as BTB/POZ domain-containing protein KCTD7-like. The record is from RefSeq and is a predicted model, not a curated record. The transcript has 2 exons. Gene Ontology annotation, molecular function: protein binding. Gene Ontology annotation, biological process: protein homooligomerization. Bases 107 to 931 code for a protein of 274 amino acids. NCBI's taxonomy places the organism in Eukaryota, Metazoa, Mollusca, Bivalvia, Pectinida, Pectinidae.